AUGGCAGCAGCAAACAUUAGAGCACAAUGUUCUGUUUGUAAUAAAGGAAAUACGACAUAUAUUUGUCGUGGAUGUUCAAAAGACUUUUGUUUUCAACAUUUAACAGAACAUCGACAGAUUCUUGACAGACAGUUAGAUGAAAUUGUUAAUGAUCACGAUCAAUUUCAACAAACAAUCAUUGAACAAAAACAAAAUCCACACAAUUCUUCUUUAAUUCAACAAAUCAAUGAAUGGGAAACAAAUUCAAUUGAGAAAAUUCAACUAACAGCACAACAAUGUCGAGAAACAGUGAUAAAAUUGACACAAAAGUCGAUCAAUGAUAUUGAAAGAAAGUUUAGUGAAUUAUCUCAAAAAUUAAAGGGAAUUCGUCAAGAAAAUGAAUUUAAUGAAAUUGAUUUAAAUCAUUUUCAACUAAAAUUAACACAAAUUACAAAAGAAUUUCUUCAACCAUCAAAUAUUUCUAUUCGACAAGAUUCACAAGAAUUUAUCAAGAAAAUUUCAGUCAUUUCGUCAUUCGAACAAAUUCAAACAAAAAAACAUAAAUUCCAACAAUCUGCAAUUACUGUUGCUGGAGGAAAUGGAGAUGGACAGGAAUUAAAUCAACUCCACAAUCCCUGUGGGAUGUUUAUUGAUAAUGAUAAAUCCAUUUAUAUUGCUGAUUUUGGAAAUCAUCGUAUUGUUAAAUGGAGAUUAAAUUCAAACACUGGCCAAAUCAUUGCAGGCGGAAAUGGUAGGGGAAACCAAAAUAAUCAAUUGUAUUCUCCAGCAGAUAUAAUUGUUGAUAAAAAUAAUAAUUCUUUUAUUAUUUCUGAUUAUGGGAACAAACGAGUAAUUCGAUAUUUUGAUCAAAAUCAAACAAAUCAACAAAUUCUUAUUUCAAACAUUGGUUGUUGGGGUCUGACACUUGAUAAAAAUGGAUUUCUUUAUGUUUCUGAUUAUGAGAAUAAUGAAGUACGACGAUGGAAGCAAGGAGAUAAAAAAGGUGAAUUAGUUGCAGGUGGGAAUGGUAAAGGAAAUCAUCUUAAUCAACUCGACAAUCCCACUUAUAUCUUUAUUGAUGAUGAUUAUUCUCUUUAUAUAUCAGAUUCUUCGAAUCAUCGUGUAAUGAAAUGGAAAAAAGAUGCAAAAGAAGGAAUUAUCGUUGCUGGUGGAAAUGGUGAUGGCAAUAGUCUCAAACAAUUGCAUAGUCCUCGAGGAGUGAUUGUUGAUCAUUUGGGCCAAAUCUAUGUGGCAGAUUCUCGGAAUCAUCGAAUAAUGCGUUGGUGUGAAGGAGAUAAGGAAGGUGAAAUUGUUGUUGGAGGAAAUGAUGAAGGAAAUCAAUCAAAUCAAUUGAGUUGUCCCUGUGGUUUAUCAUUUGAUAAUGAAGGAAAUCUUUAUGUUGCUGAUCGUAAAAAUCAUCGAAUCCAAAAAUAUGAAAAGAUUUUAAGUUAA
Molecule: messenger RNA, 1431 nt
Organism: Adineta steineri
Lineage: Eukaryota; Metazoa; Rotifera; Eurotatoria; Adinetida; Adinetidae
Source: the annotation of a GenBank genome assembly